Molecule: messenger RNA, 1837 nt
Organism: Hibiscus syriacus
Lineage: Eukaryota; Viridiplantae; Streptophyta; Magnoliopsida; Malvales; Malvaceae
Product: plant-specific TFIIB-related protein 1-like
Exons: 4
Coding region: 59-1651 (530 amino acids)
Biological process (GO): DNA-templated transcription initiation; transcription preinitiation complex assembly
Cellular component (GO): nucleus; transcription preinitiation complex
Molecular function (GO): TBP-class protein binding
Source: RefSeq, a predicted model, not a curated record
UGAAUCCACACCCCCGUUCUUCCUCGCGGUAGUAAUAGAGAGUAAUAAAUAAUAACCGAUGAAGUGUCCGUAUUGCUCGGCGGCGCAAGGUCGGUGCGCCACUACGACAACCGGCCGGUCCAUAACAGAGUGCACCUCGUGCGGACGUGUCGUCGAAGAGCGCCAAUCCCAAAACCAUCACCUCUUUCACAUGCGAGCUCAAGAUACCCCUCUCUGCCUCGUGACCUCCGACAUCCCCAUCCCCGCUCCCGCUUCCGCCUACCGAAUCCACGAAGACGACCCGUUUGAGCCUACGGGCUUUAUCACUGCUUUUUCCACAUGGUCCCUGGAGCCCAGUCCACUCUUCCUCCGGUCUUCUCUAUCCUUUUCCGGCCACCUAGCGGAGCUCGAGCGGAUUCUUGAACUUUCUUCGUCUUCAGCGCCUCCGGAAACGUCGUCUCCGACGGUUGUGGUGGAUAAUUUGAGGGCUUAUAUGCAGAUUAUUGACGUGGCGUCUAUUUUAGGGUUGGAUUGCGUUAUAUCGGAUCACGCGUUCCAGUUAUUUAGGGAUUGUUGUUCGGCUACCUGUUUGAGGAACCGAAGUGUUGAGGCGCUUGCUACUGCUGCUCUUGUUCAGGCCAUUAGGGAAGCUCAAGAGCCCCGAACCCUACAGGAAAUCUCAAUUGCUGCCAAUGUGCCACAGAAAGAGAUUGGUAAGUACAUCAAAAUCCUGGGAGAAGCUCUACAAUUAAGUCAACCUAUCAACAGUAAUUCAAUAUCAGUUCAUAUGCCGAGAUUUUGCACUCUCCUCCAGCUCAACAAAUCUGCACAGGAGCUGGCAACUCAUAUCGGGGAAGUUGUGAUCAAUAAAUGCUUUUGCACUCGCCGAAAUCCGAUUAGUAUCUCUGCAGCUGCUAUAUAUCUGGCAUGCCAAUUAGAAGACAAACGCAAGACACAGGCUAAGAUAUGUAAGGUGACAGGUCUUACAGAGGUCACCCUCCGGAAAGUCUACAAGGAGCUAUUAGAGAACUGGGAUGAUCUACUUCCAUCUAAUUACACUCCAGCUGUCCCUCCAGAGAAAGCAUUUCCCACAACUACAAUUGCCACGGGCAGAACUUCAGUGCCUAGAGUUGAUCCAGUUGAUCUGAGUUCUACAUUGGAUAGAGAUAAGCAGCAAGACUCAAAGCCGAAUAAGCCUAAUGAUGUGUCAGAACCUGGCCUUCAAGCUAGAGGCGAAGAUGGUGCAGAAAACAACGGCAAUUCUUCUGGAACCCAUGCUGCUAUGUUGAACCGGCCACCACAGUUCAGGCAGCCUUGGCUUCAGUUUGGGGCCCCAAGUGUUAGGACAGUAGGAGAUAAAAACCAGACUACCAUUGGAGGAGACAUUAAUGAGGCGCAACAAAGCUGUGCAGAGUUAGAAAAGAAAGUAGAUGCGCCAAAGACCGAUACAAAGGGUGCUAGCAGUUCUCUAAGGCCAAGUCAGUUCUCAAGCUCUCCGGGUUCAAAUGUGAGUACAAUCACUUGGCCAUUAGGUUCACCACCCACAUCAAGUCCUUCACCAAACAUGCCUAUUGUGCAUCCACCGAAGUUGCCACCGGGUUAUGCAGAAGUUAAAGGACCGGGGACUCAAAAUGGAAGUAAGGUUAACAAUCUGCGUGGAGACUCAGAGUGAAAAUUUAGAACCGGUCCUUGAAUUGUUGUGGAACAUCGUAAUUAAUAAGGUUACGUAUAUUCCUGUUAUACACCUGCUUAUGCUUUCAUGACUCUUUUGCAGGAUUAAAAUGACCGUGGCAACGUAACCUUGCGAUCUUUAUAUUUGUGGCUCUUAUGGAUAAAUCCACCUUUAAUAUUCACGGUA